UAGACACAUUCUUUUUAAAUUUGAGAGCUUUAAAAAUUUGCCUUGUUCUUCUUCCUGCAAAAUACACAAACACGAAAGAUGGGUUUCCGUUUACCUACUAUUCGACGUGCAUCAUUCUCUGCUAGCCAAGCAGCUUCAAAAUCCGUAGAAGUUCCAAAGGGCUAUCUUGCCGUGUAUGUUGGAGAGAAUCAGAAGCGGUUUGUGAUCCCAAUAUCAUACCUGAACCAACCUUCAUUUCAAGAUUUACUGAACCAAGCUGAGGAAGAGUUUGGAUAUGAUCAUCCCAUGGGUGGCCUCACAAUUCCAUGCAGCGACUUCCUGCAAAAUACACAAACACGAAAGAUGGGUUUCCGUUUACCUACUAUUCGACGUGCAUCAUUCUCGGCUAGCCAAGAAGCUUCAAAAUCCGUAGAAGUUCCAAAGGGCUAUCUUGCCGUGUAUGUUGGAGAGAAUCAGAAGCGGUUUGUGAUCCCAAUAUCAUACCUGAACCAACCUUCAUUUCAAGAUUUACUGAACCAAGCUGAGGAAGAGUUUGGAUAUGAUCAUCCCAUGGGUGGCCUCACAAUUCCAUGCAGCGAAGAUGAAUUCCAUCACAUCAAAUCUCGCUUGAAUGGCCUAUAAAUCUUACUGUUUUAAACUAACAUAGAUUAGAAGAGACAUUUUGUUCAAUAGGCAUCUUCUCAACUUGUAAAGAUUACCCCUUUUCUCGGGAAACGGAGAAGAAGAAAAAAAUACUAUACUUUCUCAUC
This is a messenger RNA of Gastrolobium bilobum, 749 nucleotides long. Its product is annotated as auxin-induced protein X10A-like. Bases 79 to 621 code for a protein of 180 amino acids. Gene Ontology annotation, biological process: response to auxin. The transcript is spliced from 2 exons. The record is from RefSeq and is a predicted model, not a curated record. Lineage: Eukaryota; Viridiplantae; Streptophyta; Magnoliopsida; Fabales; Fabaceae.